Molecule: messenger RNA, 372 nt
Organism: Saprolegnia parasitica CBS 223.65
Lineage: Eukaryota; Oomycota; Saprolegniomycetes; Saprolegniales; Saprolegniaceae
Exons: 3
Coding region: 1-372 (123 amino acids)
Source: RefSeq, a predicted model, not a curated record
AUGUCUUCGCUGAAGACGUUUUCACUCAGCGCGCGGCUUCUCUGGGCCAAGUGUGCCAUGUACAAGGGCUUUCAAAUGCUCUGGGACCUCUUGGGUACCGCGUCAUUUUACGGCCAGAGCCGUGUCAUGGGUAUCUUGAACCUCACGAACGUCUUGUGGCUCUUGUACCUCGGCUACCGGUACAACAACUUGGUCGACGUCACCGUGACGCAGAAAUUUGAGACGAUCGCCGGCUUCCACGUCUUCAAUGACUCUUACAUGCGCGUCGCGUCGCCCAUUGCGCUCAGGCUCCUCCGCUACGUUCUCGACGACGUGUCGAGUCUUGUCGACAACAUCAAGAAUCUCAAACACUACUUUGUCACCAUCAAGUAA